Messenger RNA from Echinococcus granulosus, 1179 nucleotides. Its product is annotated as WD repeat-containing protein 86. NCBI's taxonomy places the organism in Eukaryota, Metazoa, Platyhelminthes, Cestoda, Cyclophyllidea, Taeniidae. The transcript has 5 exons. Bases 1 to 1179 code for a protein of 392 amino acids. Gene Ontology annotation, molecular function: protein binding. The record is from RefSeq and is a predicted model, not a curated record.
AUGGGUUCUUCUUCAAGCAAUUUAUUAGCGCCUGAUCCUGACAAUUCCACCGAUGCUAUUGACACUAUCAAGGAAGCAGAACCGAUCGGAAAGGCCACCCCAGCACCCGACCACUCUGAUGUUAAGAAAUGCAUACAGGCGCAUGGAGAGGAGAUCAACUGCUUGGCAGUGUCUGCUGACGCCUCAUUGCUAGCCUCGGGAUCGGAGGACUGUUCCGUUCGGCUGUGGACAAUGGAAGGAUUCGAAUGCGUGCAGGAACUACUCGGACACAAUGACUACAUCACAUGCCUGGUGUUCGCCGGGAAGGCGUUGUUAUCCGGAUCUGGGGAUAUGACUGUACGCAAGUGGGAUUUCCCCAAGGGUGAAUGUCUCUUUAUCAUCACCGGUCAUAUGGGUUCAAUCACCUCAAUUUGCGUUACACGAACUCAAAUUUUUACCUCUGGAAACGAAAGCCUCGUUUACUGCUGGAGCCUCGAAGACGGCACCCAGAUUCGUCAAUUCGAAGGACAUAAAGGCGCAGUCUACGGGAUACUCAUUACUGCGGGUAGACGGGACUUCAACACAACUUUGGAGGAAACGGAACCAACUGCAGGACGACGUCGGGUGAGGUUUGUUACCUUCUCGGCAGAUUGCACGGCGCGCCUUUGGAGUGCCACCAGAUCGACCAGCCUCCAGACAUUUGCGGGCCACACGGGACCAGUAACUUGUGUCGCGCUGGACCAGAACCACCACUACCUCUACACGGGAUCAUCCGAAGGUCGAAUCGCCAGUUGGUUAAUCGAAACGGGACAGCGGAUCCAUUGGUUUGAGGGACACACGGCUCCAAUCAUCGACUUGAUUGUAUCGGGUAAUUACCUCUACAGCGCCAGUUCUGAUGAGACAGCUCGAGCCUGGGUCACUGACAUGGCGCAGGAAUUGCGAACCUUUAAACCUCACGACCAUACGGUUUUCAAGUUGGCACUGAAGGACGAUUUGCUGAUUACUGGAUCAGGCGAUGGGGAGAUUCGAUGCUUCGAGACAAAUACCGCCAUCAUUCUGGAACGAUUUACCUGCCCUGAGGAGGGGAAAUUCUGCUGUUUUGAGCUUGUGGGAAAUUUGAUAAUUGCUGCAUCUCAAGAGGGACGAAUUUGUGUCUGCGAUCUCUCCCCUCUGCUUGAACGAAUCAAGACAAAGGAGUAA